CACGGGUCCUUUCCUUUGGAGUGUUAAUGUCAGGUUUGUCGUCCCAGUGUGCCCCUGUCCGGGAAACCCGUCAUACACAGAACAACCACAUAAUAGACACUGAUUUAUGGCGAGGAAGCACAUCGAAGAUUUUUCUGUUGGUCAAAGUGUUAAGCUUGAAGAUCAGAGAACACACGAACACGAGGCGAACAUGUCGGCUGGGACAGGUCUGGGGGUGGAACUGACUGAUAUAACCUGAGGAACUCUACCGAUUCACAAACAGAAAGAUGGGUAUCACGUCGAGCGUUACUCACACACAGGAACCAAUCCCCAGGUGGAUCUACACGGUCAAGGUCAAGGACGAGUAUGCCGUGGACAAGUUCGACGCCUUCUCCGAAGGAAUGUCCCACGUCACCCCCACCACCAUGACGAGAAGCAGGCCCGGCAAGUUCGACACGGAUGCUGCCCGCUGGAGCCGUGGUUUCACGACUGGCAAGCACGUGUUCGAGAUUGUCUACCCAACAGCCCACAGGGGGUCAGAAGCACCUGUCGGCGUGGGGCUAAAAUCUGCACCCCUACACAGCAAGGGGCGGGUCACUCUGAUCGGCCACAACAGGGAGUCGUGGGGAAUCGACCUGAGAUCGAGAAGAGCCUACCACAACAACAAGGUGGUGAAGAAGUACCCCCAGUCCCAGCAGAUACUCCCGGACAAGAUCUUCAUGUAUCUUGACGUCGACUCUGGCACCCUUCAAUUCGGCUCUGACGAGCGGUACUACGGGACUGCCAUAACUGGCAUCAGAACCGACGGGGAGCCUCUCUACCCAAUGAUCGGCAGCUGUCUACAUGGAUCCACCAUCAGCAUGGUGUACAGAGGGGAGGCUGCAGAUGACCUGACAACAGUGACGACGACGACGACGGUGGUUGUGAACCAGCAGACUCAGAUGCAGCCAGACCCAUGCUUUCAAACUAUGGCUGUCCCACCCCCUCAACCAAUGGACCAGUCCCAACCCCCCGUGGAGCAGCAGCAGCAGCAGCAUGCCAUGCCCCCACCCCAAGAAUCUACGGAGCAGCACCUACAACCCACGGCUCCACCCCAAGAAUCCACGGACCAGCCUCAAGAAGACACGACCCACCCAGAGGAAUCCAAGGACCAGCCUCAACAAGACACGACCCACCCUAAGGAACCCACGGACCAGCCCCCACAAGCCACUACCCAGCCACAAGAACCAACGGACCAGCCAUCGGUGGCGGCUGUCCCUCCACCCAGCCCCGUAUACGAUGCUCCCCCACAGCCCGAUAUAUACUCUUCUUGAGUGCAUUGUGUUUGGGGGACGGGAUUGUAAAUAAAACAGU
Messenger RNA from Haliotis rufescens (red abalone), 1332 nucleotides. RefSeq lists its product as uncharacterized. Gene Ontology annotation, molecular function: protein binding. NCBI's taxonomy places the organism in Eukaryota, Metazoa, Mollusca, Gastropoda, Lepetellida, Haliotidae. The coding region runs from base 267 to 1292 and encodes 341 amino acids. The transcript has 5 exons. The record is from RefSeq and is a predicted model, not a curated record. Gene Ontology annotation, cellular component: SCF ubiquitin ligase complex. Gene Ontology annotation, biological process: proteasome-mediated ubiquitin-dependent protein catabolic process.